CCGUUGACGCUAUAAUAUGGCGCACAACCUCGUUCUUGGACGCUGGCCAACGGCGAAGCUGAAAACGCAGUUCUCGCCGAUCUCUGUCUAUAGUCACAGUCUGUCGGCUGAUUCAACAUGAUGGACACCCACAUCUCCACCUUUCCAUUGGAAAUCGUGGAAAAAAUCCUCUCCAAUCUUCAGGGAGAGGCCUUGAUCACUGCUUCUCAGGUCUGCUGGCUAUGGAGCUGCGUUGCGAACAGAAUAAUGCGAAACUCCAACCGUGACUCAUUUUCUGACGAACUACUGCAAGAUCUCCAGCUUGAUAUUGAGGACCAAAAGGGCGACCAUUUGUUGGAUUUGUAUAGAGAGAUUCGGCCCGAAUUAGCGUUGCUGCAAGAAACACCCCAAGUGAAAUUGCACCAUUCCGUGUCAGUCAUUCAGGCUGAUGAACACAGAAUUUAUGUUGGAGAUAGUGCUGGAAAUAUUAUGGUCUAUGAAUUAUUGGACAGCAUGGAAUCCUACCUCAGUCCUGAACCAGUGAUGUCUGCAGUCAUUCCUGAUGGCGCAGUUGUACACAUGAGCCAAAUGAAAGCGCAUGAUCUCCUUUUUGCAUGCUCCCCUUGUCACAUUCACAUAUUUAGCACAAAAUGCACAAAUUCGGGAUUGGUCAGCCUCAAGCCAUUGAAAACUUUGAUUCCAUGUGAAUACAAAACACCAACUCUCAAGGUGCAAAAAGACUUGUUGGGUAUCUCCGAUGGAAACACAGAUGUUCAAAUUUUCAGAGUACUAGGCGUAGAAAAUGAGGUGGUAAUGACAACUACCAUUGCAAACUUUUCAACGCCGUUUGGUCUCUUCAGAUGGAAAAUAUGGAAUAAUCAGGUUUUGUGUGUUCUGAAAACUGGCAGUGUUUGUGUGUGGGACUUGGAUACAGGAAAAUUUGUACACAACUCCGAACCAUAUUCUGAACUUCGCUAUCAAAAUCCGUGUUGGCUGUACCAGAGAUAUGUACUUUGCUCAUCAGAGCUAUCAAGAAACCUCCUAUCCAGGUAUAUCUAUAUGAUGCCUACCUGUCCUGCAGCCUACUGGCACAUAUCUUGUGGCCCUGCGUAUUGGCUCUUCGGCAGACUUGAUGGGAAGCAUGACCCAGAGCCGGAGAAGUACCGAGGAAUUCUGCCACCAGAUGUUUCCUCGGUUUGUCUACGUCGGCGGAUUCUUGCUUGUGCCAGAAGGAGCCCAUACCAAAUCACUUUGUACCUAAUGCCGCACAAGCUCCCCCAUGACAAAGAGGCGCUUACUAAGGCGUUGCAAACACCACUCCUCUCGUUUGAUGUGCCAGAGCACAUUUUGUUCAUGGAAAUGGGCUUUCAAGGUUCCCGCUUACUACUCUUCACUUAUUCGCAGCCAGGAAAUCUUCAAUGUUACAUUAUGGCACGUUGACAAAACAAAUGCUCAAAAUUUUAUAAAUAUUUU
Messenger RNA from Cloeon dipterum, 1452 nucleotides. RefSeq lists its product as uncharacterized. Lineage: Eukaryota; Metazoa; Arthropoda; Insecta; Ephemeroptera; Baetidae. Bases 118 to 1419 code for a protein of 433 amino acids. Gene Ontology annotation, molecular function: protein binding. The transcript has 8 exons. The record is from RefSeq and is a predicted model, not a curated record.